AUGUCAGUUAUUACUUGGCGAGAAUCUUUCCCCCCAAAACCUCAAUUUGCUGAGAAGGACAUCCCGGAUCAAUAUGGCCGCGUGUUCAUAAUUACAGGCGGGUCAUCGGGUUGCGGCUACGAAGUAGCAAAGGCAGUCUAUAAUCUAAACGGUCGUGUCUACAUCGCCGCUCGCUCAUCUGAGAACGGCCAACAAGCAAUCCAGCGAAUCAAAUCAGAACCUGCCGCUCAGCAUCCUUCCGUUAAAUCGGGGAAAGGCGAACUCUUUUUCUUGAAGCUUGAUCUUAAUGACCUGAGCUCUAUCAAAGAUUCUGCAAAAGAAUUCCUCUCACGAGAAUCCCGUCUCGACGUCAUAUGGCAUAAUGCUGGGGUAGGAGGUGUGCCGCAAGGUUGUGUCACGAAACAAGGCUAUGAGACACACUUUGGGGUCAAUGCUUUGGCGCCUUUUCUGUUUCAACAUUUCCUUAAUCCAAUAUGCUUACAAACUGCGUCGCGUUCAGACGUACGUCCAUAUGCCACCAGGGUCAUAUGGGUUAGUUCUUCCGGCCACAGGGGCUCUCCAAAGCCAGAUGGUGUGAAUUGGGAUGACAUGAACAUGCAUUCAGCCAGUGGCCUGAGAGCCAUAAUGAAGUAUGGUCAAAGCAAGGCUAUGAAUGUAAUGUGCGCUUAUGAAUUUGCCCGCCGCUAUGGGCCUCGAGGUCUUGUUUCUCUUUCCCUUCAUCCUGGAUCUUUGAAGUCUGGAUUCCAGCGCAAUCAAGGAAGUAUUUUUAAAGCGAUCACAAAGCCACUACUCUACGAUCAACAUUAUGGUGGCUUGACGGAACUUUUUGCGGCAUUUAACAGAGAUGUAAACACAACGAUGAUAGAUGCGGGCGGUCGUAAUGGGGCGUAUAUUGAACCAUGGGGAAACUGGGGGACUAUGGGAGAGCACAUCCUGGAUGGCCUUUCAAAUCGCAAAACAGGAGAACGGCUACUGGGGGCGUUUGAGAUAAUGCUAAAGGAGUAUAUACAAUCUUGA
Messenger RNA from Trichoderma virens Gv29-8, 1017 nucleotides. RefSeq lists its product as uncharacterized. The coding region runs from base 1 to 1017 and encodes 338 amino acids. The record is from RefSeq and is a predicted model, not a curated record. The transcript has a single exon. Lineage: Eukaryota; Fungi; Ascomycota; Sordariomycetes; Hypocreales; Hypocreaceae.